This is a messenger RNA of Saprolegnia parasitica CBS 223.65, 526 nucleotides long. RefSeq lists its product as hypothetical. The transcript has 2 exons. The coding region runs from base 323 to 526 and encodes 67 amino acids. NCBI's taxonomy places the organism in Eukaryota, Oomycota, Saprolegniomycetes, Saprolegniales, Saprolegniaceae. The record is from RefSeq and is a predicted model, not a curated record.
UGAAGGAAAACGUCCCUGUCAGCAUUGCCGCCGCCCGCUUAUUUGCCAUGCCCGAUGCACCCCGUUUUUUAGGUCGCACCAAGAUCACGCUGCCCAUCGUCCUGCACCGCGACCUCUAGUCGUUGACGCCGCCUCAAUCGCUGGCGUCUCUCGAGGACCUCAACCAACUGCGUAGCUCUGCCGCCAACGGCAAAGCCAGGAAGGCUUCUACACAUCGUGUCGUCAUGGGCCUCACCUGCGGCCGCUAGCGCCCCCGGGCGACUACAGAAGAGCAAGACGAGCCCCCGCGCCGCCGCCUGCGCAGCCACAGCCCGGUGAACGAAUGAAGGAGUUGGAGAUUGCUAGUAUCUAUGUAUGCAACCUCUUUGUAACAUCAAGAUCCCGCGAAACACCCUUCACGGAAUCGGGCGAGAGGAGAAAACCUGCCGGUCGGAUUGGGUUUCACCUGCCAACUUCUUCGAUCCAGACAAAAAUCUGCAGCAGCGUCGAGUUUGCGUGUCUACCUGAGCUCUGCGAGCAGGAGUGA